CACCCUUCGUGUACUCAGUACUGUGUAGUCAGCAGCAACCUCGUGGUGUUGUGGAAAUUUGUGUGUGAUAUUCUCCAGGUUAUGUUCGUAACAACUAAAUACCUGAGUUGUUAGUGCUUGUUUUUGGCCUGACCGUUAAAAUCGCUACGUGUAUCUUCGUAAAAGAAACGGCUGAGUGUGUGACGUGCUGUCAGGAGCAGUUUGUCUACGAAGUAAUGUCCUCAUAUACUUAGUGGCUAACGAGAAAAGGCUGACAGUGAAAUUCAAAGGUUGCCCAUACUGUAGAACUGAAGCGAUGGACCAGGAGCCAACUAAGUGGAUAAAAAAAGAUGAAACUGAUGAAGUACAAACUGAGCUACACUUCAUAGGCCAAGAUUAUCCAUGCAGCUUGAAUGUAAAAGAAGAGUUGGAGGAGGGUGUGAAUAAAGAGUUUCUUGAAGACCCAUUAAAGGCUGGCGACCCUAGUGUUUGUGUAAAGCAAGACCCUGAACUGAAACGCUAUGCUUCUGGAUCUGAGCAUAAUUCUGUUGAAGAUCCAUUGGGAAUAUCUUUGUCCACUGAUUUUAUCAAGGAGGAUCCUGAAUUAAAUAUAACUGAGAAUACUGUGGAAACCUCAAUAAGAUGUGCAUCUGAUAGUGCAAGAUUUCCUCAGACUACUGGUGGGAGGUGCAGCAUAUCAUGUGAAGAACCUUGUCACCAUAGACUGGUCCAGGAUGAGUUGGUGAUAGACAUGGAGAAGUCAACACAUGGGUUCAGUACCAAUACAGAAGAUAUGACUGUUGAUAAGGAAUGCUCAGUUGCCACCCAAUAUGACUGUAGUACGAGGGAAAAGGAAUUACAUGUAUAUAGCUGUAAUUUCUGCCAACAGAGCUUUUCUUCAAAAUACAGACUCAUAAUGCAUGUGUUUAUGCACAUUGGUGGAACGCAACCACCUUCGUAUGUUUGUAAGUGGUGUGGUGAGGUAUUUCACAGUAAUGUUGGCUUGAAAAAGCAUAUGAGAAUGAGUGAGAAUUGUCGAGUUUUAACUGCAGACAGUCAUGAAAAAUAUGGACAUGGUGAUGAGCAUCAAACCACUACCUCGUUGGAUAGCGAGGCAGAAGUUUCUGUCACAGAACACAAUGACCAGUCUUCAUGUAAGGAAACUUGGAAAGAUUCAAACAAGCCCUCUAAUGACAUAUGUAACACACAUAUGACAAAUGAUAGAGAGAAAACAAGUAAUUAUGGAACUUUGUCUAUAGCUGCUAAUGUCAGUGCCCAGGCUGAUCUACUUACGGCAAACAGAACUCACAGAUGUGGCAUUUGUGGCAAAUUGUUUGCUAGGGUUGGUGUUCUCAACAGACAUGUUUCCAUUCAUACUGGGAAAAGACUUCACAAAUGUGAUAUUUGUGACAAAUGGUUUGCCCAGUCACGUUAUCUAAAGGCUCACACAUUAAUUCACACUGUGAAGAAACCUUACAUGUGCAAGAGUUGUGGGAAAUCUUUUACUAUGUUAGGUGAUCUCGAGAAACAUUCAUUAAUUCACACUGGAAAUAAACCUCACAAAUGUGAGAUUUGUGGGAAAUCUUUUGCUGCGUCAAGCAAUCUCAAGAAUCAUGGUUUAAUUCACACUGGAAAGGAACCUCACAAAUGUGAGAUUUGUGGGAAAUCUUUUACUAAGUUAGAUAAUCUCAAGCAACACUCAUUAAUUCACACUGGAAAGAAACCUCACAAAUGUGAGAUUUGUGGGAAAUCUUUUACUAGGUUAGGUGAUCUCAAGCAACACACUUUAAUUCACACUGGAAAGAAACCUCACAAAUGUGAGAUUUGUGGGAAAUCUUUUGCUGCGUCAGGCUAUCUCAAGAAACACUCGUUAAUUCACACUGGAAAGAAACCUCACAAAUGUGAGAUUUGUGGGAAAUCUUUUGCUGCGUCAGGCUCUCUCAAGCAACACUUCUUAAUUCACACUGGAAAGAAACCUCACAAAUGUGAGAUUUGUGGGAAAUAUUUUACUAUAUUAGGCAAUCUUAAGAAACAUUUAUUACUUCACACUGGAAAGAAACCUCACAAAUGUGAGAUUUGUGGGAAAUCUUUUACUAUGUUAGGUGAUCUCAAGCAACACUCAUUAAUUCACACUGGAAAGAAACCUCACAAAUGUGUGAUUUGUGGGAAAUCUUUUGCCGCGUCAGGCUCUCUCAAGCAACACUUAUUAAUUCACACUGGAAAGAAACCACACAAAUGUGAGAUUUGUGGGAAAUCUUUUGCUGCGUCAGGCUCUCUCAAGAAACAUUCAUUAAUUCACACUGGGAAGAAUCCUCACAAAUGUGAGAUUUGUGGGAAAUCUUUUACUAUGUUAGGUGAUCUCAAGAAACACGCAUUAAUUCACACUGGAAAGAAACUUCACAAAUUUGAAAUCUGUGGGGAAUCUUUUGCUACAUCAGGUGAUCUCAAGACACAUGCAAUUCAACACACUGGAAGUGGACCUCAAAAAUGUGGUAUCUGUGACAAAAGUUUCACUUACUUGGAUACUCUCAAGACACAUGCAUUACUUCACGUCAGAAAGAAAUUUGGUGUGGUGGUGCCGAGGCAACAGCUGUGCUGACCAUGUACUGAGCCAGCAGGGACAGCAUGAGGGCUGCCAAGAUACAUCAGCUGGGCAGUGGCUAAGCUGGUGCAAUGGUGAUGCCAGUGGACAGUGAUGGAGUAUUGUGGUUCAGAAUGACAGCAUUGGGGCCAGCAAAUGUUGUUACCAGUUGUGAAGGUCUAGCCUCGCAGAUCAUGAAAGGCUGUAACACUGCAUCUGAUGGGUGCAUCAUCGAAGGUUGGUUGGUUAUUUCCAUACAAAAGGAGGCCUAGCUCAAUAACAUUAAUAAGAUUUAUUACUUUUCCUAUAAUCUCUGCAGUUUGUAGUAUAAAAGUUAAAAUUACAAAGUUAUUGAAGGAUACAUUACAAACUGAUUAUAUAUCCAUAAUAAACUAAUCUCAUUAAGACAACUGUAACACUUUCAUUGUUUUAUUAAAUCUUAUUUCAUGUACUUAGGUUGACAACCCUGUAGCCAGGCAGAUGUGCGUGUAUGAAGCUCUCACUAAGUUAAGCGAUUAAUAUUGGAAUAAGAGCUAAUUUAGUUAAUAUUACAUUUUAGACUAGUGCAUUUACUUCUUAUCUAAUCUAUGUAUUGAAGGUUUUGCUUUUCUAAACGUAAUUACAUCGAAAAGGAAAUGUUUUGUAAAGGCCGGCAGUUGCGUUGUUGUUUACAUAUUUUGGCGUAAAUUUCGUAUGA
Molecule: messenger RNA, 3257 nt
Organism: Schistocerca americana (American grasshopper)
Lineage: Eukaryota; Metazoa; Arthropoda; Insecta; Orthoptera; Acrididae
Product: zinc finger protein 708-like
Exons: 9
Coding region: 296-2578 (760 amino acids)
Biological process (GO): regulation of DNA-templated transcription
Molecular function (GO): RNA polymerase II cis-regulatory region sequence-specific DNA binding; DNA-binding transcription factor activity, RNA polymerase II-specific
Source: RefSeq, a predicted model, not a curated record